Messenger RNA from Trypanosoma conorhini, 570 nucleotides. RefSeq lists its product as uncharacterized. Gene Ontology annotation, biological process: vesicle-mediated transport. The record is from RefSeq and is a predicted model, not a curated record. The transcript has a single exon. NCBI's taxonomy places the organism in Eukaryota, Euglenozoa, Kinetoplastea, Trypanosomatida, Trypanosomatidae. The coding region runs from base 1 to 570 and encodes 189 amino acids.
AUGGAUGCAUCUCAUAGACUUCGCGAGGCGGUGACGAUGCAGUUAGACUGGGUGACCGUCCUGCUAACUGAACGCCGUCGUCCGUACACCUCGUGGAGAAUAAAGCAGGCGGCUUUAUUUGCGUUCAUGCACUUCUGUUUUUUGAUGGUUUUCUUUGGCCAUUUUGUUCACCAAAUCGUGACUUGGGUGCUCGCGUUUUUGCUGCAGACGGCAGCACUUUGCAUCUCCAUCUUUCAUAUUGCGAUUGUCACGGACUACGCGGACAGAAUGAACAACGCAAUGGAACUUGAGCAGCAACUCAACCCACUGAUCAUUGCGGAGUUGAGUAUUCGCUGCUUUGCGUUGCUGCAUUGCGUCCUGAUGGGUGGCUGGAUAAUGAUGAUCGCCAGUCUGUUGGAACUGGUGUACGACUACUGGAUUUUUAGGAAAGGGGACUUAAUUGUAGAUGCAACAACGGCGUGGAAAAAACUUGGUGCUCUUGAGAUUGACUCGCGCGUGCGUUUGGUGUACCAGGCGUUUAUGGUGGUAGUUGCAAUCUUAAACCUCGUCCUCUCACUGAUGUCCAUGUGA